CCAACAGCUGCACAGAGGGGGAUCACAGCGUGCCGCCUCUCAGACCUCCACCCGGCCCGUCCCACUGAGGACACUUGGCAGUUACUGGAAAGUUGUACUAGACUUUCCUUUCUCCCGUGAAGGAGUUGCACAACGGGCACUCUCUCAUCCGACCCGGGGCCUCGCUGAGCUGCAGUGCCGGGAAAGAGGUCUCCCAGACCCCUCGCCACCAUGUGCUACGGCCAGUGCGCACGAUGCAUCGGGUGGUCCCUCCUGCUCUUCUCCAUCCUCUCCAUCGUCGCUAAUAUUCUGCUUUACUUUCCCAACGGGGAAACGAAGUAUGCCUCGGAAAACCACCUCAGCCGCUUCGUGUGGUUGUUCUCCGGCAUCGGGGGAGGGGGCUUGCUGAUUUUCCUGCCAGCGUUAGUCUUCAUGGGGCUGGAAGACGAGGACUGCUGUGGAUGCUGUGGCCACGAAAAGUGUGGCAAGAGAUGUGCGAUGCUUUCUUCUAUCCUGGCCGCUGUCAUCGGACUUGCAGGAUCUGGCUACUGUGUCAUUGUGGCAGCCCUGGGCUUAGCAGAAGGACCGCUGUGUCUUGAUUCCUCCGGCCAGUGGAACUACACCUUUGCCAGCACUAAUGGAGAAUACCUUCUGAAUAGGUCCACAUGGUCCCAGUGCACCGAACCCAAGCACGUUGUGGAAUGGAAUGUCACGCUGUUCUCUAUUCUCUUGGCCUUUGGUGGAAUUGAAUUCAUCUUGUGUGUUGUUCAAGUAAUAAAUGGGAUAAUUGGAGGCAUAUGUGGCUUUUGUAACAGUCGCCAACAGCGAUAUGACUGCUAAAAGAACCAUCCCAAGACGGGACCACCAUCUUCCUCUAUUUCACUGUAAUUUAUAUAUUUUUUCUUGUAUUAAUUUGUAAAACUUUGUACUAAUGUAUCAUACUCUGCAUAUUCUACUUUUAUAAAUGUGUAUAAACUCUAGCAGCUUCACAUGAGGUCAGUGUUGGAACUUAGCGAAUAAACAUUUUUUUUAGGGAUGAGAAAAUAAACCGCGCUCUGGAGGUAAUUUACAGACUGAAUGACGGUUCUCAGCGUAUCUGAGAUGAGCUGUGGCCUGAAGUAACGCUUUCGAGAAACAUUGCAAGGAUAAAUGUCACAUUCCAAUUACCAUUGUAUAUAUAUUUGCACGUGUUUGUUAAAUGAAAGAAAGAUUUCUAGUUGCUUUUUUUAAAACCAUGAAGGAGAAAAAUCUGACAACCUGAAAAGAUGUGUUUCUUCACUGUUUAUAUGGUGUUUCCCAUCUGUAUGCCUGUGCAUGGCUACAAGAGGCCUUUUGGAACUGCCUGGUGUUCUGUAAGAGACAGACACUUGCCUCAAGUGGGAGGGCCGACUGAGGAUGCUCCAAGACAAAAGAAGGAGUCAAAACACGCAGUGCUGCUCUUUGGUGCGAGUACUAGCAGGUCCUAAAUCUUUUUUCCUUCAAAGACAAGCACUAAGGACCAUGUAUUUAAAAAGAGAAAGGCCUGGAUAAUUGGACAAGAAGAAAGAUGGGAAACGGAAUAAAGCAGUUGAUCAGCAUCAUCGGGAAAUGGGGGAGGUGGAGGGGGCAGCAGCACCACAGGGAAACACCCCCAAAACUUGCUUGUUUAAAUAGAACAAAAUAAAGUAUUCACUACCAUU
This is a messenger RNA of Equus quagga, 1658 nucleotides long. It is a transcript of the gene TM4SF1, whose product is annotated as transmembrane 4 L six family member 1. NCBI's taxonomy places the organism in Eukaryota, Metazoa, Chordata, Mammalia, Perissodactyla, Equidae. The record is from RefSeq and is a predicted model, not a curated record. The transcript is spliced from 6 exons. The coding region runs from base 211 to 819 and encodes 202 amino acids. Gene Ontology annotation, cellular component: membrane.